AUGGAAAACGAAUCUUUCUUGAACAGGUUCAGAUGUGCUAUAAUUGAACCUGUGCGAUUCGCAUUUGGGAUGUGGUCAAUAAACGAAGAUUUGAAUAAGAUUUGGGCUCAGACUGGCGUGGAUACUGUCAUCAAUACUUACGAGAUAAUCAAGAAUUCUUUGUUUUUGGUCAAUACUUUUUUCGGAUUUGAGGUGCCACACCCAAUGUCUCCACUUAUUCAGGAAAUAGGACCGGUGAUGCAAGAUGAAUACCCAAUUCUUACGCCAAAUCUCUUAUCAUUUGUUUCCACUCACAAAAAAUUCUAUACGUCUCCAUUAGUGAUGAAUUGUAUACUUCCUCGGAAAAUAAUGUUAUUCUCUUACAAACAUGCACGGAGGCCAUUCAACAAAAAUCAUAAUUUGAUGAGAUUCUCCUCAAAACCAUUACUCUUUCCGAUGGGGCAUCACUUUUCUACCACCGGAAUUUUAUCCAACCAACACCCUGACAUUCUGGUCUCCAGAUUCACCUCACAAUUUUCAGUACUGAACCACACAAAUGUUAAGAUAUUUAAUAAUGCUGAGAAGUUGGAAAGAUUGGGUGUGGGUUUGACAAUUAAUAGAUUAAAUUUAGAUGUGAAAGAUAUCUUGAGUAAUAUUAAGUUAUUGCUCGCGGAUCAAAGUAUACAGAAUAAUCUAAAGAAGACAAAAGUAUUAGCAAGGAUUAAUAGCAAAAGAAAAUAUAGAGCAGCAUAUUUGAUUGAAUAUGUAAUGCGUGCACUGACAUUAAAUCUUAAUUAUAGUUUGGAUGUUGAUGGGGGCGAGAUCGGAGGUGGGAGAAAUAACGAAGGGUUAUUAAAAGAGUGGACUGCUCCAGAGAUGAGGAUGGGUUUGUUUAGAGGAAAAUAUUUUGAUAUUUAUCUAAGUUUUUGGAUGGGAUAA
Messenger RNA from Acaulospora morrowiae, 918 nucleotides. The record is from the annotation of a GenBank genome assembly. NCBI's taxonomy places the organism in Eukaryota, Fungi, Glomeromycota, Glomeromycetes, Diversisporales, Acaulosporaceae.